This is a messenger RNA of Esox lucius (northern pike), 3597 nucleotides long. RefSeq names its product MIF4G domain containing b (gene mif4gdb). Bases 134 to 829 code for a protein of 231 amino acids. Gene Ontology annotation, molecular function: translation activator activity; RNA binding; protein binding. The transcript has 6 exons. NCBI's taxonomy places the organism in Eukaryota, Metazoa, Chordata, Actinopteri, Esociformes, Esocidae. The record is from RefSeq and is a predicted model, not a curated record. Gene Ontology annotation, biological process: regulation of translational initiation. Gene Ontology annotation, cellular component: cytosol.
CAAAAGUAACGCGUGCGCAGAAAAAACUCAGGAAAUUUAGAAAUAGCAGCCUCUCAGCUGAGUUUGUGUACAAUGUCAUCUGUGCGUCAAACGACAUUUUAGAAAAAGUGUUUUCUUCUCUCAAGGUAGUUGGAUGCCUACUUCAAAGAUGGAUAAUCCUAACGAGGACUACAAGAUCCAGUCAUUCGACUUGGAGACCCAGAAACUGCUGAAAACGGCCCUGAAAGUCGUCUCUAUGCCCUCAGAGCCCAGCGCGGUGGACCUGGAGAAGGUGUCCAAUGUCAUUGUUGACCAGUCUCUGAAGGACCCGGUCUUUAGCAAAGAGGCAGGACGUAUUUGCUACACUAUCGUUCAGGCAGAGGCUAAACACAACGGUAAUGUUUUCCGGCGGAACCUGCUCAACCGUUUGCAGUUGGAGUUCAAGGCCCGAGAGGAAACGCGGCUUCGCUCGCGGCAGGAGUGGGUUUGCUUCGUGACCUUCAUCUGCAACAUCUUUGACUACCUCAAGGUUAACAGCAUGCCCAUGGUGGCCCUGGUGCACCCGGUGUUUGACUGCCUGUUCCGACUGGCUCAGCCCGACUCGUUGAACAACGAAGAGGAGGUGGACUGUCUGGUGCUGCAGCUGCACCGCAUCGGCGACCAGCUGGAGAAGAUGAACAGCCAGCGGAUGGACGAGCUCUUCUACCUGCUGCGGGACGGCUUCCUGCUGCAAGAAGGCCUGAGCUCCAUGGCCCGUCUGCUGUUACUGGAGAUCCUGGAGUUCAGAGCUGGGGCCUGGACGCUGAGCGAUACAGCCCAGAAGUACUACUACAGUGAAGUCAAUGACUAGACUGAGUCCAGGCUGGGCUGUUGGUCACGGGGCGUGCCGUUCAAUAGGCUCACAGAACAGUUGAUUACAGAAAAUACCUCGUAUUGGCCAUGCUUAGGUUUGGGUCUCCGGUUUUGUGUUUACUGAAUGUCUCUUGGAUGAUAGGAUCGGCAGAGGCUGUGUAGUGGAUGAUUACAGAAAAUACCAUGUUUCAAGGUUUUCCAUUGAGUCGCCACUCUCCAGUGUAGUUGGCAGCAGGGAUGUGUAGCAAGAUAGUUGGUUUAACAUUGUGUUUGUAAGUUGAAUUGCAAGUUGUUUUAGAAAGGUUUUUGUUGCUAUUGGGUUGCAGAUUUGAUAUUGUAAUGGCCAGUAGCUGAAAGACUGCGGGUGUGGACCCCCUAAGUGACAAGGGGAAAAUAUUUAGUUGCGCCGCUGAGCAGAUCACUUAACCUGUAGUUGACUCCUGUAGUUUACUCUGGAUGAGCAUGUCUGCUGAUUCAGUAGUGCUCAACUUGUCCACUAAUUAUCGAGCCCUUGACUACUUUAAAUAGGUGAGCUAGUUCAGAGCUUCAACAUGUUGUGGUUGCUGGGGGUCCCCAGGACAGGUUUGAGAACCAGUGCUACUUUACUGAAAUGUAAAAAAUACACAAGUGUGUUUUGAAUUUGGUUGGUAUGAAGCAAACAGAAUUUCACAAGAUUUUGUUUUGAUUUUGCAUUUUUCCUUCAGUCAAAUUAUUUGUUGUUUCCACAUUCCAAUGUUAUGAGAAAUGUAAUUAUUUUACAAAGUUAUUUCAGAUAUAUACAUUCCGGUCACUCAGGCUUACGUUUUCUUAGGUAUUCUGCCUGUGGUAACAGAAACUGUUUAGGUUGAUAUUUUCUACCUAUCUCUACAAAGAAUCUUAAGUUGUGCAAUACUUUUGGAGAGCUUAGCAGUCGAUUUGGACUGGCAAAUCAAUGUACCAAUUCAAUUCUGUUCCACAUACUUUCCAGUCAACCUUUGUUUUAAAAGCCCAUAUAUUUUGAGCAUUAUCAUUUUUCCCUUCUUGAGGGUCGUUUGACUAAAUCUAAUGCAACAAUUUUAUAGAAUGUAUGUCCCAAUACAAUAUAGGUCUACAUUGCUGCAGUGAUAUUUCACUAUCACUAAAGUAAUUUUUUUUAUUGAGUGACAAUUUUCUAUUAUUGGGAUUUGGGACCAAGAUUAACGUUAAAGUAAUUGGUUUUUCAUUACAUUAGCAAUUUUUUAGGGGAUGAAUUUAACUAGAAUUUAAGGAGUACCAGAAUUGUGAAUGCUCGAAGUUCUUAUCUGAAAUAUUUGUUUUUCAACAUGUUGUGCCAAUAUGGAUGGCAAUAUUCUCAAAGCUCUGCGUUAUUGUUUUUUGCACAAAUUUAAUAUGAACCUAUCAUUUUGCUGAAGGUAUUUGUAUUCUUAAGAAGUUCCUCUUGAAAGGAUAUAAUCCACACAUUGGUGCUACAAAAUGAAUGCUGUGCUUUUGCUUUCAGCUAGGGCAAACUCUACACCUCAAUACAGCCCUUAAUUAUGUUUUUAAGCCGAGAACGAGUGCAUUCAUUUAGUGACCAUGUCUUCUGCUGUUCACUGCUGUUGUUGAUGUUACUUGUUUGCAGUAGUGAAUUUAAUGAGGUCUUGUUUGGAUUCAUUGUUUGAUAUAUUUUUUCGGAAUGUAAGACCGGAGGGUGUGUCGAAGUGGAAGUGGGACAAAUUCAGUCUUGUGUGUGUUCGUUCCAGAGGAAGCAGCUUUGGCUACCUACUUGGAUUUAUGAUUCAUUCCACCAGCACUACACUUUUACCAGGUGACUUCUAAUUAAGUGUUCAUACAAAUGGAGAAGUCACUGAUUUAACAUGUUUGGAUUUGGUGAAAGCCAAGGUGAUUCACAAAGGGUUUAUAGUUAGGCAAGCAUGACCCACAACAGGACCUUUGAAUUGAACAAUUGAAGAACAAAGAACAGCUGCAUAGAACAUAUUUUUCCUUAAAAAUAUGAUUACACAUGUUUAUUUGUAGGCUAUUUUAGCAACCUAUGUUGGCCCUUGUGAGAUGUUUUAUACCAGAAUAUUGGUAGGUACAGUAACAAUGUACUGCUGGUUGUAUACUAGAUUGAAAUAAGUAGGUACAGUGCACUUACUGCCAAUCAUUGGAAUGUUACUGACAGCCUGGCACUCACGUUCACUGCCUGGCGCGCUGCCCAUUUCACAUCAAAACCAAAAUCUUUGAUAACUAAACUUUCAGACACCGAUGGACCAAUGAGUGAAAACAAUAAACUACAAUAAACUCAGUCACUCACUAGUUCAGAGAAUUAUAGUGCCAUGGUGUUAAAAAAAACAAAAAACAAUAUGCAAUGAUCAUUGCUACAUGAAGAUUAAGCAUUUCCAGUAAUUCAGCACUGACCUUUUUGUCACAUUUGGUGAGGGCAGUACUCACUAUUUGCCUACUAGUGAUUUGGUUAAAAUGCCUUAGUUUUACACAGAAUAACCAAGUAGGUUUGAGCAUUUUCUACAUUUAACUACUGUAGUAGAAGUUCAACAUUUAUUGCACUAAGAGAGUGCUGUGUAUUUAUAUUUUUCUAUAAAUAUUCCAUUCACUAGUGAGGUAUGACUAUUGAAAUAUUUGAAGUACAUCGCUCACUUAUUUUUCAACUGUUGUACAUUAACUGCAGAUGGAAAUUGACAAAUAAAAUUGACUUUGAAACAAAUGUGUUCAGUUAUAUAAUAGGAUGACUUACUGUUGAUGAUAAUAAACCCAUAACAUAAAUACAGUAUGUGAUCACAUUUGAAA